AUGAUACCAGUGCUGGAGGAACAAUUCUCCCACCAUAUAGAUUUUGCAGCCCAUUUGCUGGCAGUCAAGGAUUAUGUGACCCUGCUUGGAGUCACUCUCAGACAGUAUGGUUACCAAGUGGGAUCACUGCUCGAGGCUCUGGACAGCAGCAGAAACAAAUACCAUGUGCUUCUCUUAGAAGACUGCAGGCAAAGAAUUGUCAUUGUCAUUGCCAAUGACUCGUACGAGCAGAUGAUGAUGAAAAAAGAAACAGACUACAACAUGAAUGUGCUUGCAUUUCACCUGCAAACCUCGGAGAUCAUGCCUGCUUUCCCUUACAUCGCGCCCUUCUCCUCCAUGGUUCCCGAUGCUUGUCGCAUCGUGGCAUCCUUCAUCAAGGAAUCAGUGGACUACUUGUCCUGCGGGGGCCAACUUGAGUUCUACAAUUUCUUAAAGAAGUACUUGGACAUACUGCUGAUAGAUGUUUUGAACGAGGUCAUCCUCCAGAAGAUCCACAGCGGCACCACCGGGGUGUCCCAGGCGAUGCAGAUCGCUGCAAACACGGCUUUCCUCGAAAGGGCUUGCGAUUUUUUCAUGCAACACGCGGCCAAAGAGUGCGGGAUCUCGGUGAGAUCGGUGGAAAGGCCUCAGGGCAGCUUAACAGCAAAAGUGGUUCUGAAGACUUCCAGGGACGCAGCCUACCUUGCUUUGUUGAACUUGGUGAACAACAAAUUGGAUGAGUUCAUGGCGCUCUCGGAAAACAUUAGUUGGACAUCGGAGGAGACGCCCCAUCUGGGACACGAUUACGUGAGCGAGGUAGUAAUCUACCUGGACACGCUGAUGUCAACGGCGCAGCAAAUUUUGCCAUUGGAUGCUCUGUACAAGGUAGGGAGCGGAGCUCUUGACCACAUUUCGAAUUCCAUAGUGGGGGCUUUUCUAAGCGAUGGAGUAAAGAGGUUCAAUGCAAAUGCAGUUUCGAGGAUCAACAAUGAUAUAAAGAUGUUGGAGAACUUCGCAGACGAGAAGUUUCACAGCACUGGGUUGAGUGAGAUAUACAGGGAAGGUGGGUUGAGAGGGUGCUUGAUCGAAGCAAGGCAACUGAUAAACCUUCUUUCGAGCAGCCAGCCGGAGAAUUUCAUGAAUCCUGUGAUAAGGCAGAAGAACUACAGCACCUUGGAUUAUAAGAAGGUGGCCUGCAUAUGCGAGAAGUUCAAGGAUUCCUCAGAUGGGCUGUUUGGGAGUCUUUCCAAUAGGAACACAAAGCAGACUGCUAAGAAGAAAUCAAUGGACAUGUUGAAAAGAAGACUCAGAGAUUUUAAUUAAAGUUCACUAUUUUAUUUUUUUGCAUUACACUUUUGGUUUCACCUCCUAAAAGGAUUCCCUUAAUGUUCUUGCGGAACAGCUUGCCUUUUUAUUUUCCACCUCCUUUUCACAUUGCAUUGGAAGCAUGUAAGCACGUUGUGAUUUUUUUAUUUUUUUUAAUUUUAAUGUGUUGCAUUUGUUUUUGAUUCAUACAAUUAAUGAA
Molecule: messenger RNA, 1504 nt
Organism: Malania oleifera
Lineage: Eukaryota; Viridiplantae; Streptophyta; Magnoliopsida; Santalales; Ximeniaceae
Product: exocyst complex component SEC15A-like
Exons: 1
Coding region: 1-1302 (433 amino acids)
Biological process (GO): exocytosis; intracellular protein transport; Golgi to plasma membrane transport
Cellular component (GO): membrane; exocyst
Source: RefSeq, a predicted model, not a curated record